AUGGAAUGCGGAAGGACUAUCCAAGAAACUAAUGGAGUAAUAAAGUCCCCAGUUACUCCAGAAAGUUUAUAUUCCAAUCAAGUGAUUGAAUGCGAAUGGAGAAUGCUCGCUCCGCACGGUCACCGUAUCAAAUUCGCAAUUACAUCGUUGGAUAUUUAUGAAACCGCUGACUGUGCUACCGACUAUUUGGAAAUCGCAGACGGUUACUCCGACGACAAAGCACUCCGGCGGAAAUUCUGCAGAACUGGUAAUGAAGCUAGUUUACAUUCGACGGACAAUCGUAUGUUGGUGAAAUACCGAAAAAGUGGUGAGAGCACCCACAAGGGAUUCACUGCGCAAUACCAACAGACUUGCAAUCACACAAUAUUUGUUGAUGGAAAAAUAGUUCAUUUGGAGUCUCCGAAUUAUCCCGAACCGUACGGAGCGAAUCAACAAUGCUAUUGGUGGCUAUUCGCUCCCGAAAACCAUCAGCUCACUGUUAAACUCGACUUUGUUGAGCUUGAAAAUAAAGAGGAUAAUUGUUCCUUGAAAUUUGAUGAUGGAAGGACUGAGACAAGUGCUUGCGCUUUUGAUAAGGCUGCUGAAUAUUUUAGUACUGAUAAUUAUCUUAAUGUAAGCUUUAUUCCUCGAUCUACUGGACGAAAUGGAUUUUCAAUUUCUGUUGCCGUGAAAAUUUUAAUUUGAGAUUUUUUUUUUACUUUAAAUUAAAAAAUUAUUUUUAUUUUUUAGAUUUUUGACAUUCAAUACUAUUGAAAUGUCUUAUAAGUUGUUAUUGCAAAAUAAAAAAAACUUUUUUUUUUUUUUAAACAGAUUUAAAA
Cotesia glomerata is the source of this 818-nucleotide messenger RNA. RefSeq names its product tolloid-like protein 1. Bases 1 to 684 code for a protein of 227 amino acids. The record is from RefSeq and is a predicted model, not a curated record. The transcript has 3 exons. Lineage: Eukaryota; Metazoa; Arthropoda; Insecta; Hymenoptera; Braconidae.